AAAUCCCAUUUUUCCCAACGGCUUGUCUCGUCUCUCUCGACUUGCUCCAGUCUUCCAGAAUCCCAUAUUUCCUCUUCGCGGAUUUUUCAAACAUUCUUUGUACCUGGGCUUCAUCUGACAUAUCGCUUCUGCGAGUGGCUGGGCAUUUUUGUUGUCGAACGAGUGAGUUCGAGACUUCGAGUUCCCUGACUUGUGAGUUGUGACAGUGGAAUUCUCGAAAGUGUAACUUCACAGUUUUCGUUGAAAUUCUACUUUUCAGAUUUCAUAGGUAGAUUGUACCGUUCAAGCGAUGGGGGUAGAUUUUGCAGAUUCAAGGCGUGAAAGAAGCAUUGAGAUGAGGGAUCAAGAUGAUCAAUCUAUGAGAGAGAGGUGGGGUGGUGGAUACGAUGAUAUGGAAGAAAAUGUGUCUGAUGAACUAAGAGAGAGUCAGGCAAGUAUCGAAGCAAAGAUAAGAGCAAAAGCAGUGGUCGGAAGGAGGAUAAAGAGCAUAGGAUUAGAGAUCGUGAAAAGUCUAAGAGUGAGAUUUUGAAGGAAACAGAGAAAGAGAGCAAAGAUACAGAGAAAGAGAGAGUAUCCAGUAGGGAUAGAAGGAAGGAUGACAGAGAUGAGCGGGGAAAGGACAAGACACGGGACAAGGUACGGGAGAAGGAUACUGAUUGCGACAAGAAUGGGGACAAAGAGAGAGAUAAAGACCGUAAGGACCGGGGGAAGGACAAGGAGAUGGAGAAAGUAUUGGAGAAGGACGGUGAGAGAGGACGAGAUAAAGAGGGUGUAAAAGAUAAGAGCAGAGAAAAGGUUAAAUAUAGGGAAAGGACAAAAGAGAGGGAGCGAGAAAAGCACAAAAAUAAGGAAAGGGAGAGGGAUAGGGAAAAUGACAGGGACAUGGGUAAAGAAGCAGUUGAGAGAGAGAAGGGGAAGGAGAGAACUAGGGAGAAGGAAAAGCAGGACAAGGGAAGGACAAGGGAUAGAGAUAGAGGUAGUCGGAAACACAAGGAUGAGAGUCAUGAUCGGAGAAAGGAUUUGGAAAAGGAUGAUAACUCAAGAUUAGAAACUAAUUAUUCUCAUGAUGAGCAUAUCACUCAGGAGGGAAUGGAUUAUUUUGAUGAGGGCAACUCCAGAGCUCUCAAGACUAAACAAAGUGCCGAGGCUGAAGAUGCUAGAUCUCUCCAACCAGCAUCUGAGUUGGAGGACCGCAUUUUAAAAAUAAGGGAAGAAAGAUUGAAGAAUAAGUCAGAAGGUGGUUCCGAGGUUUUAGCAUGGGUAGACAAGAGCAGAAAGCUUGAAGAGAAAAGAAAUGCUGAAAAAGAGAAAGCCUUGCAGCUGUCAAAAAUAUUUGAGGAGCAGGAUAAUGUCAAUGAAGGAGAAAGUGAUGAAGAGGCAGCACCACAACAUUUCACUGCUGAAAACCUAGGUGGGGUCAAAAUUCUUCAUGGGCUUGACAAAGUACUUGAAGGUGGAGCUGUUGUAUUGACACUCAAAGAUCAGAGUAUACUUGCUGACGGUGAUAUCAAUCAAGAGAUUGAUAUGCUUGAAAAUGUGGAAAUGGGAGAGCAAAAGCGGAGGAAUGAAGCUUAUAAGGCUGCAAAGAAGAAAAUUGGGAUUUAUGAUGACAAGUUUAAUGAUGAGCCCGGUGCUGAGAAGAAAAUGCUUCCCCAAUAUGAUGAUCCGGUUGCUGAUGAGGGGAUAACUCUUGAUGCAAGUGGACAGUUUACUGGUGAAGCAGAAAAGAAACUAGAAGAGCUUCGUAAAAGAUUACAGGGGGUUUCUGCAAGUAAUCUUGUUGAAGUUCUGAAUUCAACUGGGAAGAUCUCAACAGAUUAUUAUACCGAAGAAGAAAUGCUUAAAUUUAAAAAACCCAAGAAAAAGAAAUCUUUGAGGAAGAAGGAGAAAAUGGACUUAGACGCUCUUGAAGCAGAGGCUAUAUCUACUGGAUUGGGUGCUGAGGAUCUUGGUUCACGAAAUGAUGGCAGAAGGCGGAAUCUCAGAGAGGAACAAGAGAAAUCUGAAGCUGAGAUGAGAAGCAAUGCUUACCAGUCUGCAUAUGCUAGAGCAGACGAGGCAUCUAAAGCACUUCGACAAGGACAAACACAUACCGUGAAGCCAGAAGAAGAUGAUGCUCCUGUGUUUGAUGAUGAUGAUGAGCUCUGGAAAUCAUUAGAAAGGGCGAGAAAAUUAGCAUUGAAAAAACAAGACGAUAAAGAAAAAUUUGGUCCAAAGGUGAUAGCCCAACUUGCUACUUCCAGUACCAAUAAUUCAACUGUGGACAACCAAAAUUCUGGGGCUGGAGAGCCACAGGAGAACAAGGUUGUCUUCACGGAGAUGGAAGAAUUUGUCUGGGGUCUUCAGCUUGAUGAAGAAGCACAAAAACCUGAGAGUGAAGAUGUUUUUAUGGAUGAAGAUGUGGCUCCAAGCACGUCUGAUCAGGAGAAAAAUGAUGAAGGUAGAUGGACAGAGGUGGAAGAGACAAUGAAAGACGAGACUUCUGCUGAGGCGGAAGUGGAGGCUGUUCCUGAUGAAACAAUUCAUGAAUCUGCUGUUGGAAAGGGUCUAGCUGGGGCGCUCAAACUUCUUAAAGAUCGAGGAACGCUCAAGGAAACCGUUGAAUGGGGUGGACGAAAUAUGGACAAGAAAAAAAGCAAACUUGUUGGCAUUUAUGACAACGAUAAAGCGAAGGAAAUACGCAUUGAGAGGACAGAUGAGUAUGGACGAAUUUUGACACCAAAAGAAGCCUUUCGGCUGCUCUCACACAAAUUCCAUGGAAAAGGGCCUGGAAAAAUGAAACAAGAAAAGCGCAUUCGGCAAUAUCAGGAGGAGCUGAAGAUAAAGCAGAUGAAAAAUGCAGAUACACCAUCACUUUCUGUGGAGAGAAUGAGGGAGGCUCAAGCUCAAUUGAAGACACCCUAUCUUGUACUCAGUGGCCAUGUUAAACCUGGGCAAACUAGUGAUCCCAGAAGCGGAUUUGCUACUGUCGAGAAGGACUUCACUGGAGGCUUGACCCCCAUGCUUGGAGAUAAAAAGGUUGAGCACUUCUUGAAUAUGAAGCGCAAGCCUGAAGACGGUGUCUCCCACAAGAAGCCUAAAACUUGAAACAUAUAUCCAUCGCAUGUUCAGUGCACACAUGUAGUCGCAUUCGCAUUACAACAAUGAUCAUAAAAGAUAGCAUGCGUAGAAUUUAAUUUCAGAAGCUCUUCAGUCUCCAUUAUGUUCUCUCAACACAUAAAUGGAUUAUGGAUCCUCAAGACGUGUGUUAUUGUCUUUGAGAAAUUGAGAAUGAAUGUAACUCAUGACUUGCAUACUCCUAAAUAUAUUUUGAAACGAUAA
Messenger RNA from Olea europaea var. sylvestris, 3321 nucleotides. Its product is annotated as SART-1 family protein DOT2-like. The coding region runs from base 721 to 3087 and encodes 788 amino acids. Lineage: Eukaryota; Viridiplantae; Streptophyta; Magnoliopsida; Lamiales; Oleaceae. The record is from RefSeq and is a predicted model, not a curated record. The transcript is spliced from 14 exons. Gene Ontology annotation, biological process: maturation of 5S rRNA; mRNA cis splicing, via spliceosome. Gene Ontology annotation, cellular component: U4/U6 x U5 tri-snRNP complex.